AUGCUCACCCGUUCUGUACGCUCCCGACUCCCGGGAUGCGCUGCAUGCAGGAUCAUACAGCGCUCUGGAUACAGCACAGUGAGGUCUCUACGGUCGCCAUCCAGGAAUAUACCUGCUCGCCAGUCUCUCACCCUCCAGCGACAUUCCCUUUCCUCCCAGAACAUCUUCCGAAGCUCCCGACCCCUCUCUGUCUCGAGCCUACAAUGCCGCUCUCUAACCACCGAGGAAGGGCUAGCGGCCUCCAAAACCCCAAAGCAAGUACGCCGUAGCCGGAUAUUACGCUUUGGAUUCAGGGUCCUGGCCUUCAGCGGAGGAGUGAUGCUGUUCGGCGUAGGUCUUGUGUUUGCGUUUUUCGUCUACGAUGCCACCACCUACCGCACCGAAUCUGACAACAUCGACAUCCCUGUCUCGCUGAAUGCGCUUAAUCCAAGACGGGGCGGCCCAAAGAACCUUCCAAUUGCCGAAGUUCUCGUGGACGAUCAUGACUGUGACAUGAAGCUGGAGCAAAAGGAUAAGCCAAAACUUGUUAUACUUGGUACUGGAUGGGGAAGCGUGGCAUUGAUGAAGAGUUUGAAUCCUGGAGACUACCACGUCACUGUUGUCUCCCCUGUAAACUACUUCCUCUUUACUCCAAUGCUUCCUUCGGCAACGGUAGGAACUCUCGGACUUAGCUCAUUGGUAGAACCCAUCAGGCGGGUUGUACAGAGGCUCCGGGGACACUUCCUUCGAGCCGAGGCGGUGGACGUAGACUUUGAUGAGAAACUCGUUGAAAUAUCCCAAGUCGACUGUGACGGCAACAGAAAGAAUUUCUAUCUGCCGUAUGAUAAACUGGUUAUCGGAGUGGGCUCUACGACCAACCAGCACGGCGUCAAAGGCCUUGAACACUGCAACUUCUUGAAAUCAAUUGAUGAUGCCCGUCAGAUUAAAGCAAAGGUCCUUCGGAACUUGGAAGUGGCUUGUCUUCCUACGACUAGUGACGAGGAACGGAAACGAUUACUAUCCUUCGUUGUCUGCGGAGGCGGCCCAACCGGUGUCGAAUUUGCUGCUGAGCUCUUCGACAUGCUGAACGAAGACUUGUUCCGAUCAUUCCCUAGGAUUUUGAGGAACGAGAUUUCUGUCCAUCUCAUUCAGAGCAGAAGCCAUAUUCUCAACACUUACGAUGAAACACUGUCUCUCUAUGCUGAGCGACGGUUCGCGCACGACCAAGUAAAUGUACUUACCAACUCAAGGGUCAAAGAAGUUCAGUCUGAUAAAAUUCUAUUCACCCAAAUGGAAGAUGGAAAGCCUGUUGUUAAGGAGAUUCCAAUGGGUUUCUGCCUGUGGUCAACUGGAGUCGCCCAAGCGGAACUCUGCCGAAAGUUGUCUAAGAAACUUGAAGGCCAAAACAAUAAGCACGCUCUAGAGACAGAUACCCAUCUUCGAGUACUUGGAGCCCCACGCGGAGAAGUCUAUGCUAUUGGAGAUUGCUCUACUGUGCAGAACAACGUCGCAGACCACAUCCUAUCCUUCUUGCGCGAAAUUGCAUGGGAGAAGGGCCGUGAUCCCCAGAAAAUUCAUCUUACAUUUGGAGAAUGGCGCGAUGUAGCGCAGCGUGUGAAAAGACGCUUCCCACAAGCCUCAAACCACCUUAGAAGAUUAGACAAACUAUUCGAACAGUACGACAUCGACCGCAGUGGCACACUCGACUUCCAUGAAUUGCACGAACUUCUCGUUCAAAUAGAUUCAAAACUCACCUCUCUCCCCGCAACCGCCCAGCGCGCUAACCAACAAGGACAUUAUCUCGGCCGCAAGUUCAAUAAAAUUGCUCUUGCAGUGCCUGGCAUGCGCUCAAAGGAAGUCAACUUUGAAAGCCUCGACGAAAGCGUUUAUCGAGCUUUUGAAUACAAACAUCUCGGCAGCUUGGCGUACAUCGGCAACGCUGCUGUAUUCGAUAUCAAUGGCCUCAGCUUCGGAGGUGGUUUACUCGCCGUAUAUCUAUGGCGAAGUAUUUAUUUUGCUCAGAGCGUUAGCAUCAGGACUAGAGUUAUGAUGGCCAUGGACUGGGCUAAACGAGCUCUAUUUGGAAGAGGUAUGAUAUUUUAA
Molecule: messenger RNA, 2082 nt
Organism: Nannizzia gypsea CBS 118893
Lineage: Eukaryota; Fungi; Ascomycota; Eurotiomycetes; Onygenales; Arthrodermataceae
Product: external NADH-ubiquinone oxidoreductase 2
Exons: 4
Coding region: 1-2082 (693 amino acids)
Molecular function (GO): NADH dehydrogenase activity; calcium ion binding
Source: RefSeq, a predicted model, not a curated record